UGUUCUGAUUACUUGACGUGUGGUAAUUAACAGAUAUCCGGGUCCUCUGGAAAAUUAGGGUUUUCUUAGUUUCCUUAUUUAAACGGAAAUCGACAGUGCGAAUUUUGGUUCCCACAAAGACCUUUUUUUUUACCACACAUGUACAAGACCUUAUAAAUUGUAAUAAUUGUCUAUUGGGGCCAACUGGGUCAAGAGACAAGACUUGGUCUUCUACUUCUUCUUCCCCUUUCAUAAAUAUUUCAUUUCUCAGGUUUCUAUAUAGUUUCUUCUCUACCUUUUUAUAAAUUUUCUGCUUGUCUAUCUCUUACAUUAAAUCUAACCCUAAAUCAUUAGUAUCCCUAAUUACGUUUUAAAAAUCCCAACUCCCUUUUUAAAUAUAUUUUGUUUGUUUUUUUCUCAGUUUGAUAUUGGCAUGGCUGGUCUCGAUCUAGGCACAACUUCUCGCUACGUUCACAACGUCGAAGGCGGCGGUGUUGGUCAGUUCUCCACCGACAACCACCACGAAGAUGGCGGUGGCGCUGGAGGAAACCACCAUCAUCACCAUCACAACCAUAACCAUCAUCAAGGUUUGGAUUUGAUAGCUUCUAAUGACAACUCUGGACUAGGCGGUGGCGGAGGAGCAAGUGGUGAGCUCGUUAUGCGGCGGCCACGUGGCCGUCCAGCUGGAUCGAAGAACAAACCGAAACCUCCAAUGAUCGUCACGCGCGAGAGCGCAAACACUCUUAGGGCUCACAUUCUUGAAGUCGGAAGUGGCUGCGACGUCUUCGAGUGUAUCUCUACUUACGCGCGGCGGAGACAGCGAGGGAUUUGCGUUCUUUCCGGAACAGGAACCGUCACUAACGUCAGCAUCCGUCAGCCGACGGCGGUCGGAGCUGUUGUGACGUUGCGAGGCACUUUCGAGAUUCUUUCCCUCUCUGGAUCUUUUCUCCCGCCGCCUGCUCCUCCAGGAGCGACGAACUUGACGAUACUCCUCGCCGGAGCUCAGGGACAGGUCGUCGGAGGUAACGUCGUUGGAGAAUUGAUGGCGGCGGGGCCGGUGAUGGUCAUGGCGGCGUCUUUUACGAACGUGGCGUAUGAAAGGUUGCCUUUGGACGAGCACGAGGAGCAGUUACAAGUCCAAAGCGGCGGAGCAAAUAUGUACACGGAAGCCACCAACGGAGGUGGAGGCGGAAGCUUGCCGUUCUUCAGUUUACCAAUGAGUUUGCCUCAUAUGGGAGUUGACAACUGGCCGGGGAAUUCCUCCGGCGCUGGUAGGGCUCCGUUUUAGCUACUGUUUUAACAAACUUGAAUUUGUUUUUUUUUCAUAUUUUCUUUGUGACGGAAUUUAUGGAGUUAUGAUUUUUUAAAAAAAUUGUUCAUGUUUUCUCAGUACAUGGUUUAAGUUUUUUGUUUACUUAGUUAUCGAUAUAUAUUUUAAAGGUUCUAAAAUAAUAUUCGACUAUAUGAGUAGUUUCAUAUAUAUACAGCUUCUAAAAUAAUAGUGGACUAUAUGAGUAGUUCAUAGAUAGAAUCUCUGGUUUUUAGCACAGUAACUCAUCGACAGGAUUAACGGUUAGAACUUUUAUACAAUACUAACAUAUCCAAUAACGAUAUACUCUAACGCACAUAUUAACUAUAUUACCAACAUACACACUGUUUUCUAUUAGAUUAUAAUAUAAUUUCGUAAUGUUUGUUAGCAACGUUUUUAUAACCAAAGUCACGAACAUAGCAGUAAACAAUAAAAAAUAACAAAAGUUGAUCUAAAACACUGUAACCCUCAACCCCAAGUUGCUGUCUUGGGCAAUAGUUAACAUAGAAUAGCAAUGUUUUUAUCACAGAAUGAUCAUUAAUACAUAUUAGAUUUAGAUAUAUAUAUAUUCGAAUGUUUUUAUAUAAUGCAAACUUAAAAGGAAAAAUAACAAUCAUUUAGCUCGCUAGGGUUUUUCCAAACACAUGACUGAAUAGAUUGUCCGCCUUAUCAAAGUUUUGAGGCCAUCAAAACGACAAAAAGUAAUAAAAGACGGGAAA
Brassica rapa (field mustard) is the source of this 2007-nucleotide messenger RNA. RefSeq names its product AT-hook motif nuclear-localized protein 21. The record is from RefSeq and is a predicted model, not a curated record. Gene Ontology annotation, cellular component: nucleus. NCBI's taxonomy places the organism in Eukaryota, Viridiplantae, Streptophyta, Magnoliopsida, Brassicales, Brassicaceae. Gene Ontology annotation, molecular function: DNA-binding transcription factor activity; minor groove of adenine-thymine-rich DNA binding.